Messenger RNA from Pimephales promelas (fathead minnow), 1392 nucleotides. The record is from RefSeq and is a predicted model, not a curated record. NCBI's taxonomy places the organism in Eukaryota, Metazoa, Chordata, Actinopteri, Cypriniformes, Leuciscidae.
AGCCACACCACCACUUUCAGCCCCUUCUCCUCAAAACACAGCAUACGUACCCGUCACUAUAGGUCCACAAUCUUCUCACGCCCCAAACAUCUAUGUCCCUAUGACAACUCAUGCAGCCCCUCAAAUAGCCAUGCAAGCCAUCUGCCGGCCUCAAAUGUCAUCCCAUGCUCCUGUCAUGCCCGACCCACAUAUCCAUCCACAGACACACGUAGGUGUUUCAGGUGUCUCCCUGGCACCCUCAGUUGCUUCAGCAGGCACCUUUCCUUUAUUAUCAAAUAAUCAUGGUGGCAGUUUUCAUCCCCAAGCUGCAGUGCGCCUUCCCCAAACGUUCAUGCAAACCAUGUCUACACGUAACCCCUCCCCCCAGCCCCUCCCCUCUAAUCCUGCACCGGCAGGCAAACUGGACAAGCUUCUGGAGAGACUGGGCUCACAUUUCCCACAAUGCACAAGAGAUCAGUUAACACGUGUUCUACAGCAAAUCAAGAGUGAGCGUGGUACUAUGGCUGGCAUGUCGAUGGAUGAUUUAACUCAGCAGGUUGCGCUCAGACUUGCGCAGAACCAAAGACCGCCACCAGGACCUAUAGCACCCCCGUCUGGAGCUAGAGCCUUUCCUGCUUCAGUUGGUCCGAUCCAGCGCCCUAUAGCCCAGCCACCACAUCCCAUGAGGCCUCAUUUCCGUCCCCCAGUUGCUCAGGUUUUCCACACAAGACCCCCACAGUCCUCUAUGCGGAAGUUUUGUUUGAUGUGUCAGAAUCUUGUGGAUCCUGGAAGUCAGUACAACAUAAACUGCUCCCAUAUAAUGCACAAAGAAUGUGUCAGUGUUUGGCUCAAGACCAGCAAGAAUAACUCUUGUCCUUUCUGCCCAUCCAAAUGAGAACUGAGAACCCAAUCACAAUCAUAGUUGAGCCAAUACCUGCAAAGAAUUAAGUGGAAUGAUGAUAUUAAUAGUUAUAUUCAAGUGUGAAUUAAGUUUUUUUAAUUCCAUUAUAACUAUGGUUAAUGUUAGAAAAUAAAUCGUUCCAUUCCCUGUCAGAGUUGACUAUUAUUAUUAUAAAGGACAGUAUGUAAUUACACUAAUUAGUUACUUUGCUGAUCAAUGGAAAUCCUUACUAUAUGAAUUUUUUCAGUAUUCAGUGUUAUUCCAAAGAUUUUCAAACUUAACCUCAAGUAUAAUCCUCAUUAUGUAAGCUUUUCUAAAGGUCAUGUGACAUGGACACAAACUCCUAAACAGAAUAAAAAAUGUUCUUUUCACUUCAACAACUUUUCCUAGUGAUUUAAAACUGCUUACCUGGAAAAUGUUGCUGUUAUAUAUUUCUGUAUUUUAAUAAAUUAAUUAUCAACAGAGGCCUUUACGUGGAGAGUUUUAUGCAUUAAAGAAGAAAAAUAAAUUCA